Pneumocystis jirovecii RU7 is the source of this 765-nucleotide messenger RNA. RefSeq lists its product as uncharacterized. Gene Ontology annotation, cellular component: mitochondrion. The coding region runs from base 1 to 765 and encodes 254 amino acids. Lineage: Eukaryota; Fungi; Ascomycota; Pneumocystomycetes; Pneumocystales; Pneumocystaceae. Gene Ontology annotation, biological process: cytochrome c-heme linkage. Gene Ontology annotation, molecular function: holocytochrome-c synthase activity. The transcript has 3 exons. The record is from RefSeq and is a predicted model, not a curated record.
AUGGGGUUUUUCUGGGCAGAAAAUCAACAAAAUACACAGAAUUCGAAUGAUUUAAUCAAUAAUUCGUUUCCUAGUAAAGAAUAUGAUGAAAAAUGUCCUGUUAUUAGCUCUGAAAAUAGAAGUACAUGUCCCUAUGAACCAGAAAAAGAUAAGAUCAAUAUGUUGAACAGAAUGCCGAAAAAUUUGCCUCAAACAAUUGCACAUGGUCAGAAAAUAGCUCUUCCUACAAAACGUACAAUUUCUUCGAUUCCUAGACACAAUACCAAUGAAAACUGGGAAUAUCCUUCUCCACAACAAAUGUAUCAUGCAAUGGUUCAAAAAGGUCAUCAAGAUGUACCAGAGGAUGCAGUUGAGUCAAUGGUAGAAAUACACAACUUUUUGAAUGAAAGUGCUUGGAAUGAGAUAAAAAAAUGGGAAGAACGGCGUGGAUGUUCUAAUCCCAAGCUCUCUCACUUUAAAGGAAGAGCAUCGAAUCCUACACUUAAAUCACGUAUGCUAUAUUACAUUGGGAAAAUUUAUCCUUCAAAAUUUGGAUGUGAUUUACCUUUUGAUACACACGAUUGGUACAUUUCUCGGGACGGGAAGAUUGUUCGAUACGUUAUUGAUUAUUAUGAUGCUCCUCCCGAGCCAUCAGGCGAACCUGUAUUUUAUUUAGAUAUACGGCCGGCAAUUGAUACGCCGACUGCAGCGUACGACAGAAUCAGUGUAUGGAUGGUCAAAAAAUGGACACAGUUGUCCAAAAAAUUAAAGGAAUUUUAUUCUUGA